Molecule: messenger RNA, 3250 nt
Organism: Wyeomyia smithii (pitcher-plant mosquito)
Lineage: Eukaryota; Metazoa; Arthropoda; Insecta; Diptera; Culicidae
Product: endoplasmic reticulum metallopeptidase 1-like
Exons: 5
Coding region: 517-3180 (887 amino acids)
Biological process (GO): proteolysis
Molecular function (GO): metalloexopeptidase activity
Source: RefSeq, a predicted model, not a curated record
CUAUCGUUGUCCUUCGCUUUUUAAAUCAGGAUUUAAAACUGCGCGAAAUUUGCUCAAAAUCGCUACAAUGACAGUUCGCCCAUAUAACAACUGUCAUUGUAGCGAUUCAAAGCGAAUUUUUAUUCUUCGUUUAAAAAUCGAAGGAUAAUGAUAUAAAGUUUUAAAAAUUACGUUCUGCUCAGAAAAUUACACUCUUUCAGAUGAUAUAAAAAAAUCGAAAAUCCGUGAAUAGCUAAACAACACAAUUAUCAAAAAUAAUUCAAAAACUUCAGAACCUACGAUUCCAAAAUUAAAUUAACAAUUCGUAUUCGAAUAUCUAAUCGGCACAACAGGUCAACUAAACGAUUCGGCGAUUGGAGAGUAUUCGUAAUAGCACUACUGAUUGCACGAUGUGUUGAAGGACCACCGAGUAUCGUUAUUUCUAUAGAUAAGGCAGCGUAUCAAAAUUAAUGUGGAUGUGUUUCAGGUCUACAAUCAGUUGAGAUCUGUAGAUAAUUGUGAAGCAGAUACUGUACAAUGGUUGACCAUCGAAGAGGAAGAAAAAGAUUGCCCAAAACGGAGCACUAUGAGGCUCUGGGAGGCGAUGAGAAAAAUUUACAUAAGAUCGAUUCACAACUGGGAAUGUUCGGCGUAGUUCUAAUGUUGUUUUGUGGAACGAUUUCUAGUUACUUGAUCUCUAAUUUGCCAGCUGCAUUGACAAGAGCUGACUUGGAAAGAUACCCAGGAGCAUUUAUUGCAGAACGAGCAUGGGAAAAUUUGAAAGUUCUAAACGAUUUCGGUCCAAAACCGACUGGUAGUGAAACAAAUGAGAAAACGACUGCCGAUUAUCUUAAACAACAGAUUGCUCUAAUUGAGGCUAGCAAGCAUAAAAAUCAGAAACUGCUUAUUGAGCACCAGAUUGUGAGCGGUGGAUAUGCUAUAACGUUUAGAAAAAAUCCACUAACAAGUCUAUAUCGAAAUGUUCAAAACUUGGUGGUCAUGUUAGAAGGAGAAAAUCAAAAUACAACAAGUCCAGCUCUGAUGCUAAAUUGUCAUUUCGAUACGGUUGCUAGUAGCCCAGGCGCUAGUGAUGAUGCAGCCAGUUGCUGUGUCAUGCUCGAAAUCAUAAGGAUUUUAUCUCGACAGCCUACACGAAAUCGUCAUUCUAUAAUAUUUUUAUUUAAUGGUGCAGAGGAAACCCCACUGCAAGCGGCUCACGGAUUCAUAACUCAACAUCCUUGGGCGAAGCAGGUUGCAGCUUUUUUGAAUCUCGAAUCUGCAGGUUCUGGAGGCAAAGAGGUACUUUUUCAAAGUGGUCCACAGCAUCCGUGGAUGAUUGAUGUGUAUGCUCGUGCAAUCCGCCAUCCAUAUGCGAAUGCGGCAGGCGAAGAAAUUUUCCAAUCAGGCUUGAUUCCGUCCGAUACUGAUUUCAGAAUAUUUCGGGAUUUCGGACAUGUACCGGGUAUGGAUUUUGCCCACUGGGUGGAAGGCUACCGUUACCACACAAAGUAUGACAACAUCGACUAUUUGUCGAUGUCCGUUAUUCAACGAACGGGUGAUAAUAUACUUUCAAUCACACGGGAAAUGGCCAACAGCGAUGAGUUGGCCAACAGCCGCAACGGGCGGGUCUCUGAAGGCUACUCUGUUUUUUAUGACUUUCUAGGAUUGUUGUUUGUGAAGUAUUCUACCGAUACUGCCGUCACAAUCAACACACUUGUUGCUAUUCUUUCCAUUCUGUUGCCGUAUUUUGCUGUUAGCAAAUCUCUGAAAAACGCUGGAGAAGUAGCCAUCCUCAAAGAAAUCAUGUAUGGAUUCAUAGCUCUUAUAGCAGGAACGCUAUUUAGUGUACUGGUUUGCCUGAUUAUCGGUCGACAAUUGGAUGCAAUGGGACGAGCCAUGACUUGGUACUCAACGCCUUAUCUUGUCUUAGGCCUGUAUUGCUGUCCAGCACUGUUAUCGCAUUGCUUCGGGCAGGUUAUUGUUAACAUGUUUUUUAGUGAUAAAAAGAACUUACUGAACCUGUCGCAGAUUGUACAAUCUCGUCUGAUUGGAGUCAACCUUUUCUGGGCAAUAAUAGUAAUAUCUCUGACGUUCACUGGUAUUCGUAGUUCCUAUAUAUUCAUGGUGAUACAGUUAAUGUCUGUAAUGUCGGUUCUCAUAACAUCCUUGCUUGGCUAUCAGAACAGUUGCCGGAAAUGGCUCCUGGUACAUGUUGCAUUUCAGAUUAUCACAAUGCUUUGGGCAACACAAUUUUACCACCAAUGUAUGAAGCUAUUCAUACCCAUUUCUGGUCGUGUUGGAGGCGCUCAAAACCCAGAAUACUUAGUAGGCUCGAUAGCAGCACUUUCUAUACUGUUGACGGGUAGUUACAUGUUUCCAUUGGUAGCUCUUUUGAAAAAAUCAUCUGAACUGAUCUCCCGAUUGACCGUGUUUGUAUUAGUUGGCCUGUUAAUUGCCUGCUUUACCCAGGUCGGGUUUCCUUAUCGCGAUGAUAGCACCAAUGCACCUUCAGUUCAACGACACUAUGUAACGCACACAUUGCGAUUGUAUCAUGACCAAACAGGAACAUUGAGGAAAAAAGAUUCCGGAUUCCUCUUCCGGGAAAUGGACCGAAACUCUUAUCGUCUUAUCCAAGGCGUAGUUGCUCCUGAGUCUGUCACUCCAAUGAGUCAGAUGAAUACGUGUGAGACAGAGAUAUUUUGCGCUGUUCCCUUUUACUCUAUAUGGCAUCAAAUUCGAUUUGACAACUUUUGGCUGCCUGGCCCAGAACCAGUUGUGAACAAAAUGGUUACACUAAAACUGCAAGAUACAGAACAAAUAACCGAUCACAUCCGACGGUUGCAUUUCACACUAGAAGGUAGCACGUUGUCAUCACUCAUUAUUGGACCAAAACCUGGAGUAAAAUUGGUUAGUUGGAGCUUACUUGAGGAAGUAACACCAUCCAUGGAAUUCAACAACCGAGAUGGCCAUUUUGUGCUGAUCACUUACGGAUUACCGGAUGACGGUCCCUGGAACGUGACAAUGGAUUUUGAGCACCAGGAGAGGGAUUACGCAGAGCCGUUGGUCGACUUGGCAGUCGUUACUACGUUUUGGGAAUUUCAUCGAAACCAUACGGAAGAGCUCAACGAUCUGAUUCGGAAAUUUCCAAGUUGGGCUCAUGUCAUACCUGCAGUUGCUGCAAUGAAUAUUUAUCUGUUUUAAAAUAAACAUUUUAUUUUGAAUAGAACUGUGCUUCUCCUAGAAACUUAUUGGCCAGACAAUAGAAAACCGA